This is a messenger RNA of Rhopalosiphum maidis (corn leaf aphid), 243 nucleotides long. Its product is annotated as TBC1 domain family member 13-like. NCBI's taxonomy places the organism in Eukaryota, Metazoa, Arthropoda, Insecta, Hemiptera, Aphididae. The transcript is spliced from 3 exons. The coding region runs from base 4 to 243 and encodes 79 amino acids. The record is from RefSeq and is a predicted model, not a curated record.
AAAAUGAAAGAGCAUGCUGAGGCUGACUGUUUUUUUGUCUUUACUAAUCUUAUGUCUGAAAUUCGUGAUUUUUUCAUAAAGACAUUAGAUGAAACAGACACUGGAAUUGUGAACAUGAUGCGUAAAGUCACAGACAGGUUGAAAGAAAAUGACCCAGUUGUUCAAAGUUAUUUAGUCAAAAAUGAAAUUUAUCCACAUACUAUAGUUUUAGAUCACUAUUUAAUUCAACCUACAAAAAUAUAA